GUCUCCUGUUUCUCGUAUGGUUUCUCCUGACAUCCAACAGGUUACCCCUGACAUCGAACAGGUUAAUCAUCAACCUUUCUCGUAUGUUCAAGAAAGCAAUGAGUUUGUUGGAUCUUUUGGUGCUUCUUCUUCUUCUGUUGCUGCUGCUACUGUUGGAAACCAUUUUGGUUCUUUGUCUGAUAUUCGUGGUAAUAUGGUACCAAAUGUGCCUCCUCCAUCUCAAAGUUUCCAACCAAAUCAUCGCCUGGAUUUCCAAGAUGGAUCAUUUGAACAUGAUUAUUACAAUGUUGGAUCCAGUACUAAUCCUUUCAUAAACCAAUCAAUUGGUGGUGGUUAUGUUGAUAAUUACAACGGUUAUGGCAUGGAGCAAUACAAGUGGAACCAGAGCUUCAACAACACUCUAACCAUGAAUCAUGACGCCAGCACUAGUGGAAGCAGAGGAUCUGACAUGACCAUGAUGCACAACGACAACAAAAACAAGAUCAGAUACAACAGUGUGAUCAAGCAUCCUUGUCAUCUAGAGAAGCAUGGUCCUUAAGACUCUUAACCGUAUUAACUGUUUUCUAUUUAUAAUAAAAUAAAAGUCAAAUGUUUCUCUUUUAUGUUUUCUAUUGGGUUUUUUUUUUCUUUUAAGUUUCCAUCUUUUGUUUCUUAAAAGAUUCAGAAAUAAGUUGCUUCUCUGA
Messenger RNA from Camelina sativa (false flax), 683 nucleotides. The record is from RefSeq and is a predicted model, not a curated record. NCBI's taxonomy places the organism in Eukaryota, Viridiplantae, Streptophyta, Magnoliopsida, Brassicales, Brassicaceae.